Molecule: messenger RNA, 1015 nt
Organism: Columba livia (rock pigeon)
Lineage: Eukaryota; Metazoa; Chordata; Aves; Columbiformes; Columbidae
Exons: 6
Coding region: 1-792 (263 amino acids)
Source: RefSeq, a predicted model, not a curated record
AUGGGCAAAGAUGACAACUCUUUUCUCCUGCAGCAGAAGUACAGCCAGACCUCCUGUUUCUGGGAAAAACAACCCUCAGGCUGUUUGAGGAUCGGUUGUGCCUUCCAGCACAGCCAAGCUCGAAAUAUAAAUGGACUUUUCCUGCCUCCUAAUAACAAUGUGCCAUUGCAACAGGGUGGCCAAGAAAGGACUCUGCAUCCAGCACAUCUUCAAGAAUCACUCAGAAACCAAGAGAAUAUUUCCCUACCAGUUCAUGCUCCACUGAUUAUAAGGCUCAACAAUGGUGAAGAUGAACAGGACGAUGAAGAGGAUGAUGACAAAGAGAACUAUGUUUCUAAUUGGGUGCCUAAGACUGCUGCAGAAAUUGAAGAGGAAAGAACCAUAAAGGAAAUAUGCUAUAAAACUGGAGAGUAUUACAGGAUCCAGCACCCCCACAAACACCAAUCAACAGAAACUGUGUCUUCACCUCAGGAAAAGGAAAUAUUACUCUUGGAAGCUAUGGAGCGAGACUUAGAGAAAGGGGAUGGUAAUACAAUUCCUACAACAUUUAAUAAUACAAAAAGAGGAGAGAGCUGGGAAAGGAGAAUACCAACAGAGCGUAUUCCCAGAAGAGAUUAUACUAGUUUUAGGAUUAUACUGCAAAGAAAAAUUCCUCUAUGCUCAUUGCAAUUUAUGUUUUCCUGUUUAAUUUUGGGAAAGAAAUGGUUCUGUGGAGUAAGAAACAGAUAUGUCUAUAGUAUAAUACCCUUAGUCACCAGGUACAUCGACAUCGGAGGUGAAUCUAUUAUAUGAAGUUUGAAUCUCCUGCCAUUCAUGGGUAUUUCUGCAAUGCUGUUUGUCACCUUAUCAGCAAUGCCCGUUCAGCUGUUAAAAUUAUGUGUGGGCCCAUGCUGUGAAUUGUAUCACUGAAGUGCCUGAGGAUUGAAGUAAUCCUUUUGUAAACUGAAGUUAUUUUUUUACGCCACAUUGUUUUAGUUGUUUGGUUUGCAGGACAACCCGUAGCUGAACUGACACA